AUGCAAACGUUAAUAGAGUCCUUGCAACUCCGUGAUGUCACAGAUGAUGUUAAGAAGAUUGUGAAAUGUGUGAAGGAUCUGACCGUCAAUGGAAGACGAGGAAACGACUAUACCCAUAUCUACUUUGUGGAUAUAUUCAGAGGGGCUAAAACGGACAAAAUUUCUGAUGCUGGACAUGACAGGAUACCCCUUCAUGGUCGUGGUAAAAAUUACAGCAGGGCUGAUGCUGAGAGACUGCUGAGAAAAUUGGUUAUCGACGCAAUUUUAAAUGAGGAUCUAAAAAUUACUGCGGCAGACACCAAAGCUUGUUAUAUCAGACUCGGGCCUAAAGCCAACGACGUGAUGAUAGGAAAACGCAAGGUAGAUUUACAGGUACAGGGCAGUAGGAAAAGAACUGAAGCGGCUAAGAUCGGUAAAGAACCUGUCAGUAAACGGGAGAACAUGAUCAAAGAAUGUCUCAAUGAACUGCUAGAAAUGGCAAAGACAAUCGCUGCUGAGCAUGGCCUACGUAACUACGCAACUGUAUUCCCUAUUCUAACCCUGCGACAGUUAGCAGAAAAGACUCCACUCACUGUAGAUGAGAUGACGGCAAGUAUCGAUGGUUUGCCAAAAGCCAAAGUCAACAAAUAUGGAGCUGAGAGAUUCCUUGAAAUCACCAAGAAUUAUAAUCUAAUCCUCUUGAAUUUACAACAAGAGGAGGAGGAAGUUGAAUCAGAUGUUCCGGAGUGGGAGUCUCCCUACUUUGUAGACGAGUCAGCUGGGUCAUCUAACACCGGCAGAAAGAGGGGGGCCUACAAAAAGAGAGGUUUUGGAAGAAAGAAGAGAGGCGCUAGAAGCCAGUCAGGUUCUGGGAAUUCUGGGGGAUUUUCUGAAAAAGGGAGCAAAUUUUCAGCAUACAAGUUCUCCAGAGGGUCAUCCAAGAAGGUCCCAAGUGCUGGAAAAAACCAGAGAGGUGGAUCAAGCAGUUCUAGAGGUGGCUCCAACAGUUCCAGGGGUGGCUCCAACAGUUCAAGGGGUGGCUUAGGAUUUAUGCCAGUCCCACAACCUAAGCGAUCAUUUCUGGGUGGUGGGACUGGUACUUACUUUUAAAUUUGAAUGAAAUAAACAUUUAUUUAUGAAAGCGGAUUUGAAUUAAAUUGUAAAUAAAGCCAUUUCUUAAUCAUUA
Messenger RNA from Saccostrea cuccullata (small rock oyster), 1165 nucleotides. RefSeq names its product recQ-like DNA helicase BLM. The transcript has 8 exons. The record is from RefSeq and is a predicted model, not a curated record. Gene Ontology annotation, molecular function: 3'-5' DNA helicase activity; nucleic acid binding; nucleotide binding. NCBI's taxonomy places the organism in Eukaryota, Metazoa, Mollusca, Bivalvia, Ostreida, Ostreidae. Gene Ontology annotation, biological process: DNA replication; DNA repair. The coding region runs from base 1 to 1089 and encodes 362 amino acids.